Messenger RNA from Phanerochaete carnosa HHB-10118-sp, 636 nucleotides. RefSeq lists its product as uncharacterized. The transcript has 4 exons. Bases 1 to 636 code for a protein of 211 amino acids. The record is from RefSeq and is a predicted model, not a curated record. Lineage: Eukaryota; Fungi; Basidiomycota; Agaricomycetes; Polyporales; Phanerochaetaceae.
AUGUCCUACGACAACGACAACCAGUGGAACCAGAACACCCAGAACCGUGACCUUACCAACGACUCUAACAACUUUUCUGACCCUAACAACCUCGGUGGCAGCGGCGGUGCUGGGCGUCGUAACGACAACACCAUGGGCGACACCGGGUUCGGUGACUCCCAGAACCAGCAGCAGUUCGGCGGCUCUCAGGGCUACGGCUCAUCACAAGGAGCGUAUGGUGGAAACACCACCGAUGCGAACGUUCCCGGCGCAGGGGGCGACUUUGGCUCCACCGGUCGCGGCGGCGGCCUCCAACAGGGCGGCGGUGGCCUCCAGCAGGGCGGCGUCCAAGACGACAAAUGGGACAGCGACAACACUGGAGGCCAGACAUACGGCUCUGGCACUGGCGCUGGCGCCGGCGCCGGCGGUGACCAGUACGGUGGCAACCAGGGUUCUGGCGCAGGUUCUAACUGGGAUGAUACCAACGCUGCUGGCACCGGCGGCCAGAACCCCGGCGGCAAGCCCAGCUUCGGUGACCGUGCGAAAGGCACCAUAGAGAAGAUGGCGGGAACCGUUAGCGGCAACAAGGGCCUCAAGGAACGCGGCCAAGAGCGCAAGAUGGGCGAGUUCGACAACAACAACAACGACAACUACUAA